AAGUCUCUAAGGUGUUAGAAGCCGAUGAUACACCCUGUCAUUUACCGAACACGCUACCGCAGUGUUUUUGCUCUGUGCGAUCCUUUUGAAUUCAUUUGCGCUCUGGGAGUAGCAUUGUUACAGGAUGGACUACUUUUUUUUUUUUUUCUCCUCUCUCUUCUUUCCCCCAACCCUGCCUGAAAAUGACCAGCCUGGACCUUGUUGGUAUUUUUUAGCAGCCUCCAAGGCAUUUCUAUAGUGGAAGCAUCCGCAAUCUUGCCACAGAAACUUUAAUGUAGAAGUGCAGCUAACAGAGUGUGUCGCUGUGGGAUCGGUUGCAGGAUACCUCGUUCUACCAGGGUUCUGCCGGUCACCUUCUCAGCGCAAACUCAGCUUAAUGAAGAGGAGUUACUUUAACUGAAAUACAUUUAACUGGAGAAAACAUCACUGUCCAAAGAGAGCCACCUCUAACCACCCUGAGUUCUCUGCACAGUCAUGGGAGAAGGAGGGACUGCUGACUAUGGGACAUUCCCAAGGUGUCUGACUGACACUGCUCUGCUCUUCAGUAGCAAGUCAGCAAAAACGGGUGCUCAUUACAGACCUGGGGACCCUAUUGUUCAGAGGAAGAAAAUUUCAGGCUGAUGGCAAUGUCUCACUGGGCCAGUCUCCUCUCCACUGCUGCCAAAGUCAACCUGCUGGUCUUGGUGGUUUCUGUGGUGUUUUCCCAGUCAAGCCUAAGCGACAGAGCUCCUGAGUUUGCCCUUACAAAAAUAGAAGAGAGCGACAUAAAAGAUGACAGUGGGAAAGAGCCGAUAACAGAAGAUGAUGCUGAUCCUGAAGACCUGGAAGUGUUUUACCCCACACAUCAGUGGCAAACCAUCCGUCCAGGUCAAGCUGUUCCUGCAGGGUCACACGUACGAUUAAAUCUGCAGACGGGAGACAGGGAAGCCAAGCUCCCAGAUAGCGAAAAUGGAAGGAGUGACACGAGAGAAGAGAGAAGAAGAAAAAGGCUCGGCAAGGUGGAUGUUGACUCAAAUUCAUUCACGGCCCAGGAGCUGAAAAAAGCGUUGGCUAAAAUGAAGGAGAAUGAAAAGGCAGAAAGAAAGGCCCACGAGGAAGAGGUGAGGAAGAAGUUUCGGCCCAUAGAGCAGCUGAAGGAGGAGUUUGAAAAGCUGAACAUGAAGAUGGAAACAGACUAUGAAAUUAUGGUUAAAUUAAUCAGCAAAUUCAACAGCUCUGCCUCCACGCUGGAUGAAAAAGUAGCGGCGCUUUAUGAUCUUGAAUAUUAUGUUCACCAGGUGGACAAUGCUAAGGACUUCCUCUCCAUGGGUGGACUCCAGCUUGUGAUCGAUGGGCUGAACAGCACCGAGGCCACACUGAAGGAGCAUGCUGCCUUCGUCCUGGGAGCUGCACUGUCCAGCAACCCCAAAGUCCAGAUAGAAGCAAUUGAAGGGGGUGCGCUGCAGAAGCUCCUGGUUAUUCUGGCUACGGAACAACCCCUGGCUGUCAAGAAGAAGGCUCUCUUCGCGCUGUCCUCCAUGCUGAGACACUUCCCCUACGCCCAGCAGCAGUUCCUCAAGCUGGGCGGCCUCCAGGUCCUCAGGAGCCUCUUCAGGCAGAAAGGGAUGGAGACCCUCCAUGUCCGUGUGGUGACGCUCCUCUACGACCUCAUCGUGGAGAAGAUGCUGCUUGAGGACUCGCAGCACGGAGAUCAAAUGGAAGAGAAAAUCCAGCAGUACCGGCAAGUCAAGCUGGUCCCGGCGGUGGUGGAGCAGGACUGGUGCGUGGUCGUUUCCAACCUGCUGGCCAUGCCGGAGCACGACACUCGGGAGAAGGUCCUUAAGAUGGUCAGCGUGCUGAUGGCCUUCUGCAAGGAGCGCUACCAGGGGGACCAGGCCCUCAGCACCACCCUCAGCCUCCUGCGCAGCGAGUACGAGGAGCUGGCGGCAGAGGAGCAGAGGGAAGGUGACAAAGAGGGCUAUUUCAAGGAACUCCUUGGCUCUGUAAAUACCAUCAUUCAGGAAUUAAGAUGAAAAGAACUGUAGAUUCAGUUCAGUUCCAGAUAAUUCAGGGCAACAGCGUGAGUUUUGAUGGCACCAGUGUAAAUGCACUUUUGAAUAAACUGCUGGACUAAAUGAGA
Molecule: messenger RNA, 2119 nt
Organism: Harpia harpyja (harpy eagle)
Lineage: Eukaryota; Metazoa; Chordata; Aves; Accipitriformes; Accipitridae
Gene: SIL1
Product: SIL1 nucleotide exchange factor
Exons: 12
Coding region: 621-2012 (463 amino acids)
Source: RefSeq, a predicted model, not a curated record